AACUUUGUCAAUGAUUUACUCUUGAAUGAUUCUGCUUGAUGCUUUCUCAAUAAAAUACCAUGCAAGAUCCAGUUUUUGAAGACCAUGAAAAACCAAAGUAUAUGAUUUGGAUUCAGAAAAAAACAGCAACUAUGCUUAUUUGCUUACACAUAUAAAAUAAGAUUUGAAUAAGUUCUGAGGAGAUAUUGUGAAUUCCCCAAGUAAGUUAUCAAACUUUCUUCCCUUACCCUCCCACCAACAUAAUCCUACAGCAAAACACUCGGUACUUUUUUUUUUUUUUUGGGGGGGGGGGAGGAGGGACUGAAGGGAGAAAAGGGAAGCUGUCUAAAGCUCCUUUUUAAUUCCUAUAGGGAACUCCAGGUAUGGAAAAAACACCCCCAUGGUCACCAUUAACAGCAUCAUCCUUCUGUGCAUUGUAAGCACCUUAAGAGUCAGGACUGUGUUUCUUUUUAUUAACGAUAUCCCUACCACUUAUCAUACAAUCCUGGCAAAGUAAGUGCUCAAUAAAUGUUUAUUGGACAAUCCCAUCCAUAAAGCCACCAACUUUUCUUAAGACGGUAAAGGUUCCUCCCAAAUACAGACGUAUUGAAAAAAAUUAUUAAAUCAAUAAAUAAAAACAAAACAUGUUAACAAUUACGUGGUUACAAACAUAACUGGCAAUAGGACCUCAAGUUGUUUUUUUUCCCCAAAUUUUCUUAAAAAUAACAUGAAAUGAUUUUAUAGAAUAACUAUUAAUCAGUAAGGGGGAUUUAUUACUUCUAAAGCUAACUUCAAAAGUAUACAAAUGGCUUUGGGGGAGAAAGUGGAACUGGUGACUGGGACUGGUGAAGCCCACUCUCACAUGAAUUCAAUUUAUUUGCAUAUUAUGGCAUCAUCUCUCUGAUGUUAUGGUCCUCUUCGAGAACGAAGGACAAAAAGGCCCAUUAAGCCAACUAAACUUCCCUAAGUGAGAUUUAACAAAUCUUAGCGGGGCACAAGACCGCACCAGGAAAUCUGAUCCAAGUUUCAGCCUUCUCAGGCAGAAUUACUAUGAUGCCGGACGAAGUACCAACAUACACGUUUUUACACGCACAAGAACUCUGGAUGUGGUAUCCCACCCCUAUAACACGCUACUGCGCACGGGGAGGAGGGAAGGGGUCGGCAUCCACGCGGAUGGCAUGGGUUCAUAUUUAUUUCCUAGCGUUUCGCAAGAGUUCACACUUCUUUAUCCUGGGGGAGGAGAAAAUGGGCUUAGAAAUGGGGUCUCAGCACCUGAAAGCUGGGCAGGCUUCCAAGACUGGGAGCCUUUGACAGAUGAAGUCCUCUUUCAGGGCAGGGACUCUUGGGAAUAGGUCUUGCAAAUACUAGAGGAGUGGCCUCGGAUUCAAGCCGAGGGGGAUGGGCAGCUGCGGCGUAUCCCGGAACAUACAACCCGAGUAUCCACAUCCCAGGAGCGAGGGGGCGGGCACAGAGCUCGGUCCUACCAACGCAGCAAAGCCCGGCGGGGGGAUAGGAGUGGGUGGAAAUAAGGAAAAUACCAUUCUUGGGAAAGGGAAAAGAACUUCCUUACAUUUUAGGUAAACAGAGGGUCGUUGAACCUCCAGGGGGCGUAAACGCCGCUCGAAAAAACUAAGUAGUUUUCAGGAGACGCCUAUUACCUUUCCCAGUCUGGCUAUCAAAGCUGAGCUCCCAGAGCCGCACGUCGGAAGAUCGAAACAGAAGCAGAGAAACGACAAGCAGGUCCACUAGUUUUGGAAUUCUAGGGGAGGAUUUCCCGCCGCUCGGGCGUAACCCCGGAAAUAGUUUCCGAGGCUUCCGGGUGGUUGUCACUGACGCUCCUACACAGUCGCUAAGGAGGAUAAAGCUGCUCCAGGACCCUGGGGGCUGGGGAGGGUCAGGAGGUUCCUUGAAAUGGACUGGGGAGAUGAAUAUUCUUAUAAUUCUUUUGACAUAGAAUGUUUGUUAAAUUCAUUUCCUGGAGACCUGGAAUUUGAACAGAUCUUCAGUGACAUUGAUGAAAAGAUUGAGAAAAAUGCUGCAAGCUUGCAACAGUGUCUAAAAGAUAUCCAGUGUGAAGUUAACAAAAGGUGUGGUUCUGAGGUUCCACUACAAACCACAAGUGACUGCCUCGAAUGGUUAAAUAACUACAGUUCCAGUUCGCUCAAACCACCUUCCUGUUCUCAUGGAGAUUUGAUCAAAUUCCUCAAAACCUUGCAAGAUUUAUUGAAGAAUGAACAAAAUCAAGAAGAAAUGAUCAUGGAUCUCCUUUUGGAUAUCUCUAGUCAGUGUGGAGUUUCAUUCCCAUGUACCCCAAGUGGAACAUCUUUCCUAUUCACGUCUAGAACUUCCCUACAUGCAGUUGAAGAUCAUUCAUCUAUGGACGUAAAGUCUUUGUGGGAUGAUAUCAGAUUGCAUCUUCGACGUUUCUUACUGAGCAAAUUACAGAGUCAUAAUAAAAUAAACAACUCACCGCACACUAUUUCAUUUAAAACUCAUUGCAUUCGACAGCUUUUGUUUCUUUAUCCAGAAUCAGAAGUUUUAGCCAAGUACCAAAGCCUACAGAAUAAAUUGGUUACUCACCUCCUAGAGAAUUGUUUUUUAUCUUACAACAGAGAAGCAAAUUUAGACACAGUGAUACAUGGAUACCAAAAUUCCAUACUUAAAUUAUGCAAAAUGAUUAAACAGGAUUUUUAUGUGCUAAGUGAAAUUUUAGCUCCUUCUUCAGUACUAAAAUUCAUUAAUGAAACUUACCUGGAUUCCAUUAAGGAAGAAAUGACAAAUUUUCUGGAAAAAUUUUGUGAACUACAAUUCAAAGAAAAUGCUGUCCAUGUGGUUAAAACAGGCAAGAGUUCCAGCAAACAUAGAGGAGCAGUGCAUGCUUUGGUUACUCAUGAAUGCCCACGAAAAGGAAGAAACAUCUGCCUCUCUUUGUAUGAACUCAGAUUCUUAUCACAACUCAUAAAACCUCUGUUAAAAUUGGAAAAGGAAGUUCAAGACCUUUCCCAAGAAUUGCUUUCACUGCCCAAGAUAUCCAGACAUACUUCAGGAGUUUGGAAGAAAUCUAGUGGAGAAUUUUUAAUACAGGAAGCUAGAGCAAAUGAAACUAAUGUACUACCUGAGAAAUUACUGCAGAUAAAAGAGUAUGCUUUACUAGAUUUUGGCUGGAGAAGUGCAUUUAAAGAGGUGUCUCUUUCGGUGGUUCGUUGUUUAACAAUAGCAAUGGAAGAUCAUGCCAUUAAAAUUCUCCAUCGUGAACAGAAUGAAAAAUCUUCAGCUGUAAACUACACUAUGAGUCUUGUAAAUGUUCACUCAGUUUGGGAGCUGUGCAGAGCAACUCCUGAGGAAGACCAACCAAAGAAAAUUGUGAAGGUUUGUUCUGACAUCAUGGAAGAACUUGAUAUGAUGCUUCCUCUAGCUCUUGCAUGCAGAGAUGGUUCAUUUCAAGAAAUUAGAGCAAACUUUGUGGAGGCCUGUUGCAAAGUAGCAACAGCUGUCCUGGCAAGGUUGGAAGAGAGAAGCAAGGAAGUUCCUUCCAAAAUACCCUUGCAAAAUUUAUAUACUCUUCUCGCUACAGCAAUAUUUAUCUUUCAGCAUUUUAUGCACUAUGAUGAUUUAAUGAAAGAAACAAGUAAGAAACCCCUAUUCGUAGUGCCUGUCCAACGAUAUCAGGAACUCAUCAGCACUCUCCAGUUUCAAAUUACAGACUACUGCGUCAGAGUUUGUGCUACAAGCAUUUUACAGGAUGCAGAGAGCCACCACUGGGAUGACUACAAAGCUUUUUAUGAGGGGGAAAGAUGCUCAUUCUCUAUCCAGAUGUGGCAUUAUUUCUGCUGCGCUCUCCAUCAUGAUCUGUGGGCUGCUCUACCCCCCAAGUUAGCCCAAGAGAUUCUCAUAGACGUGUUGGAGAAAUCUUUGGAUCUGCUGGCCUCCAGAUAUUCUCAGGCCCAUCCCAGUUAUAAGAGAACUCCACAGAUAAGGUUUGAUGUUACUGCAAUUUUAAUAUGCAUCGAAGAAAUGCUCUGGUCAAUUUGUAGAUCAGUACAAGAACUUUUGAAUCCCUGUGAAUGUAUAAAUGAAAAGAUCUUGAAAAUUCAUACCCACUGUAAUAAUCUAUUUACAACAAUGAUCAUUUUGACAUCACCAUUAACAGAAUUAUAUAAGACAUUUCAGAAUGGCACUGAUGAUCUUAUAUCAGAUUCUUCAGAGUCAUCUUUCAAUCAACCAUUACAUUGGAUUUCUUGCAUAGAACAUUUUUCUCCUUCUUUUCUUAGGAUUCCAUCAGCUGGAGGAAUGGCAGUCCAGGGUCGAUUGAAACUGCUCUUAUCCCAACCCUGUUGUAAUUGGAACUUGCUUUUGGAAACCCUCCUGCAUGAUGAUUGUCUGAUACUAAAAAUCUUGUUGAGAAGUGAGUUUUGUGUUGGUACCUUAUCAAAAUAUGAAGAAAAAGUUCUUCAUGUGGGAAAGAUGCCUAAUCAAGAGCCUACUUUGACAGAAACAAUCUUCAAAUUAUUAUCCUAUUGCAGUCUUUCUCCUCAGUCACUUGGAAGGGUAUUCAUCAACUAUAUGGAACUAGAACAAUUAUGGAAUUUUUUAUAUGACAUUCCAGUUGAAACUUACAUGCGCACUGCCUCUCUGAUUGUUGCACUUAUGGUGGUAGAAGAAGGCACAGCCUCAGAAGAAGAAGGUAUUGCUCUUGAAUUGACUGAGCAGAAAAUAAACAUGAUGGUCCUGGAUAUCUGCCACAAACCAGGUGGCAGUGAGUACCUGAGGCAAAUUUAUCACAUCAUCCGGCUCAAUGAGGAAUAUUUGAAAGAACAGCUGUCUUCGAUGAAUGUACCAGAGGAAAACACAUUACCCACCAGACCUUUAAAAGUGACCUUGAAGAGCCUGGAAAAGCAGCCUCCUGCCUUUAACCCUUUUCAGGUGUAUAAGUGGUUUAGUAAAAAAAUGCUGGAUCAGUCAGCCAUAACUAAAUGGGACUGGAAUUGGUCAAACUUGCUGCCAAGUUAUCUGGGACUGAAUAAGACGACCUUCAGGGCACUGCUUAAGAACAGGUGGGAGAUGAGGGCGGAUGAAACCCUAGAAGAGGAAGAAAAAGUGAUGCUGGAACAUUUGAAAACAAUGUGUUUGAUCCAGAGCUCUUCUGCCUCAGAUAACCCAGAGGAACAGUGAUCUGCAAAAAAGGAAAAAAAAAAAGGCAACUGAUAUAUUUUAGGAAGUCUUAGUAUGCCAUAGAGCGUGUUUCAUCCUAGAAUCAGAAUACACCUCAGAUGUGCUGUGAAGCAUGAAACCAAUGGCUUAAGUAAGCCCUGUACAGAAAAUGAGUAGUUAUUAAAGCAUAAGGAACAUAGUGGUGUUAUAUAUUUUUUAUUUUUUAAAUUAUAGUUUAAAAUUGCCUUUUUAAACUUUUCUUCUGUGAUGUGACUGCUGCUACCUUGCAUUCUCUUUGAAUUUCUUUAUUUUUUUCUCUUUGGAUUUUUAAAGCAUCUGUGAAAGUAGGCCAGAUUCUUGGAAAAUAUCAUCAUACCUCCUGGUUAUUUGAUAUAUGUGGACCACCUCUAAAACAGAAUGAUAUUCUUAAAGAGAUAAUGGUUAUCCUAGUCCUCCAAGCUCAGAAUUUUGAAGGCAUCUUCAAUUACUCAGCCACCAUCAAUCCCCAGAUGCAGUCCAUCACAAAGUCCUUACUUUCUCUGUAUUUCUUUGAUGGGCCUCCAUUAAUUUUAUAGCUAUAGUCUAUAAGCUUUCUCCUGAAUUACUACUACUGUAACUAAUGUACCAGCUUCCCUAUCUACCUCUAGCUUUUCCUCACUGCACUCCUUUUCAUUGCAGUAACAAGAGUUCUUUUUCUAAGGUAACCUUUGAAUACAGGCACCUUGUUUCUCUUGCUGCUCCCAUCAAAUUAAAGUUUCUUUAAAUUAAAUCAAAUCCAAAGUGAUACUUUAAGUUCACCCACCCAUUAGCCUCCCAUCUUGCCAACUGCCCUUGUCUUCUAUACCUUCUGCUGCAUAAAAAGAGAAGCUAUCUUCCCCCAAACCUGAUAAGUAUGUUUAUAUCUGUAAAAACUGUAGAAAUAUAUUGACACUCUCUCACCUCUGAGUCAUCACACUUAUCAUUGCCCCAACCAGAAAUACCUACAACUUCCACUAAACUGUUCCUUUACCAUCUCCAAAACUCAUCCACUUUCAAGAUACCUUUUCAGAAAAUCACCUGCCUUUUUCCUAUCUUCACUUCUCCUACUUCCAGGCAUUUAUUAUCACUCAUGUCCAUGUUAUUAAAGGUCUACUCUAGCUACUACAGACCCAUAGCUAAUUAUGGAAAUGUAUUUUUCUGUCACUUGCAUUUAUAUAUACUAUUAUAUUUAUAUUUGCCAUGAUUAUUGUCCUUAUUCUUGAAGGCCUAAUUGCGUGUUCUACAUAGAUGCAGCACUCACUAGCUGAUUAAUUGGCAUAGUGUGGAAUAAUCUGUAAGACAACUGGCUAAAACCCCAUCAUAGGUUUAUUAGAAAUCAAACAUGAGAGAAUUGGUCUUCCAGUAAUAGGUCUUUCAUUUUUCUAUAAUUCUUUUAAAAUAAACGAAUUUUAUUUGGUGUUUUUUUUAUUUUAAAGGAAAAAGAUUCUUUUAUUUUAUUUUGUUUUCUUACCAUUUUUUAAAAAUGGGUUGAGUGCAUUGAGGGAUGGCAACUACAGAGAAUCUCUUGCUUUAUUUCUUUAAAUAAAAAUGCACAAAUGGCCUAUGUAGCUGCCUGCCAAAUAAACUACUUUAUUUUUAAGAGUAUACUUUAUUUGGCCAGUAUAGUCAUGAGCCUAAUGCUUUAGGACAUGGCAGAAGGAAUUUCUUAAAAUGGGAGAAGUUUUUUUUUUUUUUUUUUUUGUGACAGAAGAGGCAGACUAGUUUAAAAGUCUGCAGCUCGUAAAUAGUUAUGAGAAGAAAACUUUUAGAGUUUUGGACUUUCCCGUUUUAUUUUAUUGAUCCAUUAAGUCAAAGAUAGCUUAUUAAUCCAUUAUGUUGAAUAUGAAGCUUACCAUAAAUACUUACUACAGCAAUCAGCAUAAGGCAACAAAGGACUUUAUUGAAGUGACCUUGGAGCUUCCAUAUGUGCUAAACUUGAAGGAGAACUGUAUGUUCUUUAUUUAAAUGAACACUAAAAUGGAAAGUCACUAUAAAAAUAAAUUGACCUGACAACCACAUAGAAGAACUUAUGAGGUUCUCAAAUCUGGGUGGCUUUUCGUGGUGAUUUCAUCUGCCUAAUGGUCACCUCCUAAAAACCUAUGGGGCCUGAACUAAUUAUACUAGGGAUGAGAUAUUUCACUUACCAAUAUUAGCCAAUAGCAGACGUGGUUCUUCUGGAACCUCAUUUUUCUCUUUUGAUCCCAUUUCAAACUGAAAGAGAAAUAUUGAUGGGGGGGGGGGGAGACUUGAACAGCUAACAAAUGAGCAGAUCUUUUGGCUCUGGACUAUAUUAACUCCAUGAAUUUACUGUCAGAGUUAAGUGUCAGAAGGUGUAUAAUUAAGAAUGUUAAAUGACAUAUCACUGAUUUUUUUUUUGGAAAGACAGUUUUUGAUUUAUACUUAAUGCCUUUCUUAAAGUACAAUAAGGAGUGGUACUUCAAAAGACUUGCUCAUUUUGACAUCUGUUUCACAGUGACAAAAAAUUAACAGUACAGAGGAAGCCAAUGCAGCUUUAUUGAAUUUACCUCCUCAAACUAUUGUCUUUUUUACCUGGGAAGUAUGAAUCAGCCUAUAACUUGUCUUAAAUUUAUUUCAUUUUUUAAAGGGAAUUAGCCAUAUAUUUGUAAACUAUCAAUUCUGUACAAUUUUCCUAUUACAUUUACUAACCUAGUAAUGGAUUUAUAAAAUAGAUUACUAUUAAGAUUAUUAGUCAUUACUGUAUGAAGUAUAAUUCUAUACACAAAUACACAUAAAUGUUAAGGAUUCCUAGCUUUUAUUUUAUAAAUCUGUAAGAUACAUAUUACUAUAUUCUCAGGAUAAGUUUAGAACUUUGUUACAUAAGUACCAACUGUAAUCAAAGAAUGAGAAAUAAAAAGCAUUUGUUUCUACUGGC
Molecule: messenger RNA, 8041 nt
Organism: Antechinus flavipes (yellow-footed antechinus)
Lineage: Eukaryota; Metazoa; Chordata; Mammalia; Dasyuromorphia; Dasyuridae
Product: KIAA0825 ortholog
Exons: 19
Coding region: 1891-5151 (1086 amino acids)
Source: RefSeq, a predicted model, not a curated record